This is a messenger RNA of Musca domestica (house fly), 1297 nucleotides long. Its product is annotated as antitrypsin. Lineage: Eukaryota; Metazoa; Arthropoda; Insecta; Diptera; Muscidae. Gene Ontology annotation, molecular function: serine-type endopeptidase inhibitor activity. The coding region runs from base 99 to 1253 and encodes 384 amino acids. The transcript has 4 exons. The record is from RefSeq and is a predicted model, not a curated record.
GUAAAUACAGGUGUAUACUUGUUUUUUUUUUUUUUUUUUGAAAUACCUUACUAUUUCUUUGGCAUUUAUUGUCCAAUAGCUUAGCUGAAUUUGUCGAAAUGGGAACGGUAAAAACCCUUACAACUACGUUUGUAGUUGCUUUGUUAUAUACAAUAACAACUGCAACGGAAAACUUUGGAAGCAGCUUGUUGAAAGAUUUAGUGCCAUCAGGCUAUGAUCAAAAUGUUAUCGUGUCACCCUUUUCGGCUGAGACAUGCCUGGCCAUGAUACGCAUGGGAGCUGGAGGAAAAACUUCCCAAGAACUAGAUAAAAUCCUGAAUUUAAGCAAAUCAGUUUUAAACAUUUUGCCGGAUAAUUAUCACAACGAAUUGGCGAAGUACGCUAAAGCCGGGCAUUUUAAGUUUGCCAACAAAAUCUAUGUGAAAAAUGGUCAAUCCAUAAAUGAGGAUUUCAAAACAUUGCUCGCCGGUAAAUUCUUUUCAUCAGCUGAGAACAUGGAUUUCAGUCAAACGGAAAAGGCAGCCGAGGGCAUUAACGAAUGGGUUGCCUCAACGACAGGAAAUACAAUCAACAAUUUGGCAGAAAAUCUACAACCCAACACAGAUCUGCUUCUAGUGAGCUCAGUUAAUUUCAAUGGUCCUUGGAAGACUGGAUUCAAUGCGAAUUGGACGAAGCCAGAUAAAUUCUAUGUUGAUGAAGAUGAUAAUUUUGUCAUGGUGCCAAUGAUGAAAGUUCGUUCUUAUUUUCGCUAUGGCAGACAAGCGGCAAUGAAUGCUGGUGCCAUACUGUUGCCAUAUCGCGAUGCGGGUCUAUCGAUGUUGGUGGUGGUGCCAUUUAGAGCUGACGGCUUAGAUAAAGUUUUGACAACAAUGAAAUCGGUGGAUAUGCCAUCGUUUAUUGAAACUAAAGUGUUUCAAAGGAAGAGUAUUGAAUUUCGUAUGCCGAAAUUUAAAAUGGAUGUUACAGUCAAUUUAAAGGAUAGCCUUAAAAACCUGGCUAUGACAAGCAUUUUUGAAGGUGCUAAUUUAGCCAAAAUGUUGACAUCCUCUCAACCUAUAUCUGUAACCGAUAUCAUUCAACAAAUAAAUCUGGAAAUUGGUGAAGAAGGAGAUCCAGCUUCUCCCAUAUUGACUUCGAAUCAUUAUAGCCGCAAUAAUCCAUUCUUCAGAUUCAGUGCCGAUGGACCGUUUUAUUAUGCCAUUCUAAAUAAGGCAUACAAACCUUUAAUUGAAGGUGUAUUUGUUGGAGCCUAAUUCAGAUGUAAUCAUAUUAAUUUCAAAAAAAAUUUCGAAAAAUA